Neurospora tetrasperma FGSC 2508 is the source of this 3749-nucleotide messenger RNA. RefSeq lists its product as uncharacterized. Gene Ontology annotation, molecular function: 1-phosphatidylinositol-3-kinase activity. Gene Ontology annotation, cellular component: cytoplasm; phosphatidylinositol 3-kinase complex, class III, type II; membrane. The record is from RefSeq and is a predicted model, not a curated record. Gene Ontology annotation, biological process: phosphatidylinositol-mediated signaling; phosphatidylinositol-3-phosphate biosynthetic process; endocytosis. The coding region runs from base 1 to 2676 and encodes 891 amino acids. The transcript has 3 exons. NCBI's taxonomy places the organism in Eukaryota, Fungi, Ascomycota, Sordariomycetes, Sordariales, Sordariaceae.
AUGCCCAUCAUGGAGCCCUUUUCGUUUGCGAGCUCCGACCAGCUCAACUAUCCCGUCUCGAUUCGCAUCAUGAGUCUUGAGGGAGAGGAGACGCCCAUCCCGUUCAGCACUCUCCUUGAGAGGCCAGACCUGCGACAUGUUGGCUCUAACCAAAGUCCUCACUCGGACCUCUAUGUCACCGUCCAGGUCUGGGCCGGAUCCAAGCCUCUGACUGUUCCCGUCCAAACACCCUACAAGUGGUUCCGGAAUGAGCGCAAAUGGUCCGAGUGGUUAACCCUGCCCAUCGACUACUCUACUCUCCCCGAAAAUGCCCGUCUGGCCAUCACCCUCUGGGACCUCUCUCCAACCGGAGGCGAAGGCGCUCAUGGUCAUGCCAUUCCCUUUGGUGGCACCACACUGCCCUUGUUCGAUAAAGACAACCAACUGUACAAGGGCCGUCAACAGUGUUUUGUGUACCGACACAAACAAGCAGAUGGCAAUGAUGAUACCGGGGCUCCUGCUUUCAUACCCAGAAGGUCCGGUGUGGGCUCCAGCAAAAAGGGAACUCCCUCAUCCAUUGUGGACAACGAUGCCGAAGAGUACGACCGCUUGAUGGACCUUCUCAAGAAACACGAGAUGGGAGAGAUACCCCGUGUCGACUGGCUCGACCAACUGGCCUUCAGGGUAAUCGAAAAGCGCGGAUAUGGUUCGGCCAAAUCUUCCCUCAGGCUCAAGGCUAUUCAGCGUCAACAGGAAGCUCUCGCCAGUGCCAACACCGAUGCCUCCAAACCCAUCCCAGUGCCGUCCGACUUUCUGUUGACUGUCGAGCUGCCCAGAUUUGACUUCCCCGUUGUCUUUGCAGAUCACGAGUAUCCACCUCCACCCAUCUCGUCGCUCCAGCAUCUAUCGUCCUCACAGUCGGGUCUCAUGGUGAAGCCCACACCAGACAUUCAGCUUGGACCGGGAAUCAGCCGCAUAGAUGCCGACGAUGAAACCUCCGCAGGCCGCUUGAUCCGAGUUUACGAUCCGGAGGUAGGCGCGAGGGACAACCCAGCCGAGAGCAAGCACCGAAGACUUGUCCGCAGUCAGCAUCGCAACGGUAUUCUGGAUAAAGACCUGAAACCAAACGCUAAAGUCAGAGAUGAACUCAACCAGAUCAUGUCCUACCCACCAACCCACAGUCUGUCGCCCGAAGAGAAGGACCUCAUCUGGAAAUUCCGAUACCACUUAACUAGAUACAAAAAGGCUCUCACCAAGUUUGUCAAGUCAGUCAACUGGCUCGACGCGUCAGAAGCAAGGUCGGCUGUGGUGGUUCUCGAAAAGUGGACUGAUAUUGAUGUGGACGAUGCGCUGGAGUUGCUGGGCCCGACGUUCAGCAACUCGGCCCUGGUUCAGGCGCUCAAGUACGAGCACAUAUUGCCACAGUCCCGUCAAGACGUAUCCCAGGAUAGCUCCCUGGCCAGUUUCUUGAUAACGAGGGCCGUGUCAAGUCUGACGCUCGGCAACUAUUUUUACUGGUAUGUUAUGGUCGAAAUCGACGACAGGAGCUCCGAGCAAGGACAAGAUGCCAGGGAAAUCUACACCAAGGUUGCAUACGAUUUCAUGACCGAGCUUGACAAGCAGCCGGGGGGCCAGGAGAAGAGAAGAACAUACAAACGACAGGCCGAGUGGAUUCGUAUCCUUUCUCAAGUCUCAGGAGAAGUCAAGGAGGCCAACGAGUCUAUCGCCAGAAGAACCGACCGGGUCAAGCACUUCUUGGCCGAAUCCAAGAACGAGCUGGUCACCCUCGACCCGCCGCUCCCACUCCCACUGGACCCUUCAGUCAUGAUCACGGGCGCGAUCCCGGAGGAGACCAUCGUCUUCAAAUCCUCCCUCCAUCCCAUCAAGGUGGCCUUCAAAACCACCUCUGGGACCAAGUACCCCCUCAUCUUCAAAACAGGCGAUGACCUUCGCCAAGACCAGCUCGUCAUCCAAAUCAUCAUGCUCAUGGACGACCUCCUACAAAAAGAGAACCUCGACCUCAAGCUCUCGCCCUACAAGAUUCUCGCUACCAGCACCAGCGCCGGCCUCUCGCAGUUUGUCCCGUCCAUGUCCUUCCAGGGCAUCCUCAACAAAUACGGCAACAACGCCGCGCUCGCCUACCUCAAGCAAAACAACCCCGACAGCAACGGCCCGCUGGGCCUGCGCAAGGAAACGCUCGACACCUUUGUCAGGUCGUGCGCCGGCUACUGCGUCAUCACGUACAUUCUGGGCGUCGGCGACCGCCACUUGGACAACCUCCUCUUGGCCCCCGACGGGCAUUUCUUCCACGCCGACUUCGGGUACAUCCUCGGCCGCGACCCGAAGCCGUUUGCCCCCGUGAUGAAGUUGUCGAAAGAGAUGGUGGACUGCAUGGGCGGGGUCAACUCGGAGCACUAUCGCCAGUUCAAGCAGUACUGCUUCUUGGCGUAUAGUGCCCUCCGAAAAAACAGCAAUUUGAUUCUAAAUCUCUUUAGUCUGAUGGUGGAUGCCAAUAUUCCGGAUAUCAAGCUGGAGCCGGAUAAGGCAGUGUUCAAGGUUAGGGACAGGUUUCACUUGGAACUGAGCGAGGAGGAGGCGAUUAGGAAUUUGGAGAAGAUCAUGGAGGAUAGUUUGAAUGCGCUGGUGCCGGUCAUGAUUGAUCGGUUGCAUGGAGUCAUGCAGGCUUUCCGGACGUAGUGGGAGGAGGAUAUUUGUGUGGAGGAUUGGUCAGCGAUGUGUUCUGUUUUGCACAUAGUCAUAGACUGGAGUCAGCGUUAUAAGGUAACACGAAGCAUUCAAAUAUCCACCCAUAGAUCUACCUCUACAUACCGUGAGUAUGCACACACACACACACACACACACACACCUCAAUCGUCAUCACUGCUUAUGUCUCACCAAAGACAAAGACACCCUUACCACUCCUGAAUCCCUCAAGAGUACCCUGCACCGCAUCCUUCAAGACCUUCUCCUCCGUAUCCCAAGACCAGGUAACCUCCUGCGCCGGCGCAGCCUUAAACUUGCCCUCGCGCAUCAGCUCCAAAAUCUCAUUAAUCAUCCUCUUCUUUUCCUCCGGGUUCUCCUCGGCCCACGCACUCAACCAGAAUCCUUCAAACCUCAACCUCUUGAAGAUCUGCGGCCCCGUAGGGAACGGGAAACUCUGCCUGCUCAUGCCACCAUAUGUAACCAUCACACCCUUGGGACUCAGACUCCUGACAAUCUGCGCCGCAUUCUUUCCGCCGACACAGUUCAACCCCAACAUCAACGGAUCCUUUCCGCCAUUCGUCCACUCGUCCUUCAGCCUCUGCGUGAAGCUGCGAUCCAAAAACUCAUUUUCCGUCACCACCACCGUAGCGCCCAACUCCAUCAAUUCCUUCUUCAACUCCUCCGUCUCCUCGGGCGUGUUUCUUUCCCUCACCACAUUGAUACUCCUCAGCCCCCAAAGCUUACCGAACUGAAUCGCCGACCUGCCCACUCCGCUGUUGGCUCCAUUCUGCAAGAACCACGCUCCCCCACUCGCCGUCCCCUUGGCAAACCCAUCCACGCUCAACUGGAUCAAGUCCACAUAAUCCUUCAGCAUCCGAUACGCCGAGCACGGGUUGACGCUCACCGUCGCCACCUGCAGGGGCGUCAACCCUUCCUUGCCCUUGUCCCCUCCCACCUUCAUCAGCUUUUUGUCGGCAUCCUCCACCAGCGCGUGCGUCCUCAGCGUACCGAACCCGGUCGUCGCCGGGAUCACCCAAUCGCCCUUUUUCAGCCCCCGCACCCCGUUU